AUGCCUAUUACAGCCUCAUUCAAUCCCUCCUCUAUUCCCACUAAACACGCUGAAUGGCAUUCGGCACCCUACCCACAGAAUAGCCAUUCCUCACGUCUCAGUUUCAACUUUACCCUUCUCGCUUCCUCAGAUAGGCUUCAGAUGGGUGAAGUAGUCUCUACAAUUCCAACGAUUGGGUUUAAUGUAGAGACUGUACAAUACAACAACAUCAAGCUUCAAGUAUGGGAUUUAGGUGGUCAAACAAGCAUGAGGCCAUAUUGGAGAUGCUAUUUCCCAAAUACACAAGCAAUAAUUUAUGUUGUUGAUUCAAGUGACACUGAUAGAGUUGGAAUAGCCAAGGAAGAAUUAUAUGCCAUUUUAGAGGGGGUGACACAAGCAAUUAUUCGCUCUGUUAUUGACUUUAAGAGGGACCCAUGGCCUAAGGUUUUAGACACCGCAAAAGACCUUGUAAAGAAAAUGCUUAAUCCUGAUCCAAAGCAGCAUCUUACAGUAUAG
Messenger RNA from Gossypium arboreum, 495 nucleotides. RefSeq lists its product as uncharacterized. Gene Ontology annotation, molecular function: GTPase activity; GTP binding. Lineage: Eukaryota; Viridiplantae; Streptophyta; Magnoliopsida; Malvales; Malvaceae. Gene Ontology annotation, biological process: intracellular protein transport; vesicle-mediated transport. The record is from RefSeq and is a predicted model, not a curated record. The transcript has 6 exons. Gene Ontology annotation, cellular component: Golgi apparatus; cytoplasm. The coding region runs from base 1 to 495 and encodes 164 amino acids.